AUGCGACUUGCUUACUCCAAUAUGGGCAAAAAGGACGCUUGCAGGAGGCUGGCUGGAGAUUUACGUUUGGGUAUACUGGCAUCCACUGUUAAAAUGUCGCCAGUUUAUCAAAGACGAAUGUGUCUUCACACACAGACCCCAUUGCGAACUAGUAGAGAUAAUGAAAAGUCCUUGCAGCUUUUGGAGCUUGGUUUUGAUAAGCACUAUAAGAUACGUUCGAAUAUUGAACUUCUCAUACAAGACUACGCAAAAAAGCCCAUCCAACCCAUCACUUAUGAGUACCUAACUCGUUACAAACCGCCAUUGAGAGAUAAUACUGAGUAUAUGCUUAGUAUAAAGACGGCCAAUUUACUGCUGUCAUAUACAUGUCGUCAAUUGGACGCAAUACAAAAGUUACCAUACAUUGUGGUGUUGAACCCCAACAUUGAGAUCAGCAACUCACUAUACCUAAAGACUUUGGAGACUUUGCUCUCUAUUGAGUAUCCUUAUGGUUUACACAAUCGUGAAACCAUGAUUGAGUUGUUGACAGGGUUUUUGGAUGAACAUCAGGACACUUUGGUUACUCUCGCUCGAGGAUUCCAAGAAGUGAUGGAUUUCUUCCCAAAGGAAUCUGUAUUUGAGUUCUUGAACCAGCAUUUGAGGGACAGGAUCUCUAUGAAACUUUUAGCGACACAUUACUUAUCUCUACUUGAACAAUCAAAGCAGGACAAACCAAGUGAAAUGAUCGGUGUCUUACAUCAGAAUUUACAAAUAUCCAGCCUUGUUCGGCAGGUAUCCGAAUAUGUUAACGAUAUGUGUUUUGUCAAAUACGACCGAACGGUUCCCAUUUCCAUCCUGACUGGCCAAAACGUCACUUUCCCAUGUAUACCGACUAGCCUGGAGUAUGUGAUUACUGAAGUACUAAAAAACUCCUUUAGAGCUCAUAUUGAAGGCAGUACAUCUGAGAAUGAUCUCACAGAAAAGCCAAUCGAAAUUACCAUAGUGCGCAAGGAUGAUGAGAUGCAAAUCAGAAUUCGUGAUUAUGGUGGAGGUAUUUCCCCCGCUGUUGAAGAAAGAAUGUAUGAUUAUUCAUAUAGUACAGUGAGUGAGAAGGCAAAAGAUACCGGUGCUGAAGCCUACAUGAUUCCCGGCGAAGAUGUGAACAAUGUAUCCGGUAUGGGCUUCGGACUUCCUAUGUGCAAAGCGUACAUUGAUAUGUUUGACGGGGGACUAGACGUUCAAAGUUUAUUGGGAUGGGGAACAGAUGUCUAUAUCAAACUGAAAGGGCCUUCCAAGGAGAUGCUUGAAUCUUAA
Molecule: messenger RNA, 1293 nt
Organism: Torulaspora delbrueckii
Lineage: Eukaryota; Fungi; Ascomycota; Saccharomycetes; Saccharomycetales; Saccharomycetaceae
Gene: PKP1
Product: protein kinase PKP1
Exons: 1
Coding region: 1-1293 (430 amino acids)
Biological process (GO): regulation of glucose metabolic process; protein phosphorylation
Cellular component (GO): mitochondrion
Molecular function (GO): pyruvate dehydrogenase (acetyl-transferring) kinase activity
Source: RefSeq, a predicted model, not a curated record